Molecule: messenger RNA, 1734 nt
Organism: Hibiscus syriacus
Lineage: Eukaryota; Viridiplantae; Streptophyta; Magnoliopsida; Malvales; Malvaceae
Product: AT-rich interactive domain-containing protein 5-like
Exons: 13
Coding region: 76-1638 (520 amino acids)
Biological process (GO): regulation of transcription by RNA polymerase II
Cellular component (GO): nucleus
Molecular function (GO): DNA binding
Source: RefSeq, a predicted model, not a curated record
GUAUCAAGAGAGAAAAAAAACCUUUUUUUUCUUGUUUAGAAGUUUUUGUUUUGAGGGUAACCCAGAAAGCAAGGGAUGAAUGAACCUGAGAAGAUGGCUGGUAGUGUUGGUGAGGCUAUAAUGGAUGAUUCCAAGCCUGUUAUGGAAGAAACUGGAACUGUUGUUGAUGUUGCUAAUGCUGAGGCUGAAGCUGAAGUUCAGGCUCCAAUGGAGGCCGAGGCCGGAGCUGGUGAAGUGAAAGGCCAAGUUCAAGUUGAAGAACCGACAACUCUCGAAGAAGAUGAUGGAAAAUCGCAGGCCAAGCCAGUUGGUGACAACCCGGAUUCAGUCGAACAACAACCACAAGCCAUUGAAGACACCGGCAAAACUCUCAAUGUCGACAAUACCGGUGCUCGAACUGAGGAAAAAUCGAAGCCUGAGGAGAGUAUUGAUGUUGAAUUUAAGGAUGUCGAGGACAAAUCUUUGGUCGAAACUGAUGCCAAGAUGGAUGAUGUUGGACAUGAUGAUAAUGAUGAUUGUGGUGAUGGUCCCAUUAAUUCACAUGAUAAUGGACUUAGUGGAAGCCCCAACUCUGACAUGAAACCCCAAGAUGAUCGUGAUGACCAUGUCAUCGACAAUGGGGAGCCAUUGAAGGAUUUGCCUACAGGAAGAGAGAUUAAUACCCCAUUGUCUUUGUCCAACCCUAAUUUAUGCUUUGACAACUCGGGGUCAGACACCGAGGAGGAGCAAGCAGCUUUUGUGAAGGAGGUUGAAGCUUUUUACAAGGAGAAUAACCUCGAAUUUAAGCACCCUAAGUUUUACAAGGAGGAUCUUAAUUUGCUAAAGUUAUGGAGAGCUGUCAUUAAAUUGGGAGGCUAUGAACAGGUAACCUCAUGCAAAUUGUGGAGGCAAGUAGGCGAAUCAUUUAAUCCCCCGAAGACCUGCACCACUGUGUCGUGGACAUUCCGUAUCUUUUAUGAGAAGGCACUGCUCGAGUAUGAAAAGCAUAAAAUACAUGGUGGCAUGCUCCCUCACUCGGAUGCUCCCUUUAUUGAGCCUAAUGGAGUUGAAACUAAGGCUGGCAGUAAUCAAGCUCCUGGGUCAGGUAGGGCAAAGAGAGAUGCUGCUGCACGCGCCAUGCGAAGCUGGCAUUCUCAGCGUGUUCUCGAUAACGGUGAGGUCUGUCAUCCAAUCAUCAAGGACAAGACCACUAAUCCAACACUCAAAAGUGACAGACAACUUAAAAAUUUUGGUUUAUUAAAGCGUAAAAGGCCAUCCACCAUGGAGCCUGGUGCCCGAGUUUCUCAACUUAAAUUGACUAAACUACAGCAUUCUUUUGGCAGGUUGGAUACUAUGAUUGUCGAUAUCGGUGCCCCAGCUGAUUGGGUGAAGGUUAACGUGCAAAAAACUGUUGACUGCUUCGAGGUAUACGCUUUGGUUCCUGGGCUUCUCCGGGAGGAGGUGCAUGUUCAGUCUGAUCCAGCAGGACGCUUGGUUAUAUCCGGUCAACCGAAGCAACUCGAUAAUCCUUGGGGUGUCACGCCCUUCAAAAAGGUCGUCAGCCUGCCAUCAAGAAUUGAUCCUCGUCAGACGUCGGCCGUGGUUACCCUGCAUGGUCAGUUGUUCGUACGAGUCCCGUAUGAGACGCCCGACGUAUAAGAUUAAAUUGUAGGGUUAGUUGUCGAUUUAGCAGUUAUAAAAAGGUAAAAUAACUUUUUUAGUUCUUUAUGUUUACAGUUUUUAUCGAUUUAAUCA